Molecule: messenger RNA, 3795 nt
Organism: Capsaspora owczarzaki ATCC 30864
Lineage: Eukaryota; Filasterea; Ministeriida; Capsasporidae
Exons: 5
Coding region: 1-3795 (1264 amino acids)
Biological process (GO): signal transduction
Source: RefSeq, a predicted model, not a curated record
AUGGCUGACGAAGGGGCAGAGGACGCCAAGCCCGAGACGAACGGCGAAGGUGCAGCGACUGAAGCUCCUGCUGAGGAGGCUGCGGCUUCGGCUGCGGCUGUGGCUGAGGCUGAGGGUGGAGAAGGACAAGCAGAGGAGAAGCAGAAGGAGAAGCAGGAUCCAACUGCUGAAUCACCAGCACCAGCAUCAUCAUCAGGCUCGGACGAUGCAGCAAAGUCAGAAGCAAAGCCAGAUGCCAAGCCAGAUGCUGAGGCUGCGGCUGAGGCACCGGCAGCGGUUGAGGACGACAAGCCACAAGCAGCAGCAGCAGCAGCAGCAGCAGCAGUGGAUGAGGACACUGCCGCGACGCCCACAUCGCCAACAUCGCCAACAUCGCCGACUGCAUCAUCGUCAGACUCGACAGACGCGCCGUCCGAUGCAGCAGGCAGCAGCAGCAGCAGCAGCACCAAGGCCGACGGAGCGAGCAAGGCAGCGCCUGCGGUCGCCAAGAAGCCCGCCGCAGGACCGCCGCCAGUCGCCAAGAAGCCCCCAGCGGGCGCCGCCGAGGCAGCAUCAGCAUCAGCAUCAUCUUCAGCACCAGCACCCGCGGCACCGACGUCGACCGCAGCCCCAGGCAGCAAGAUUGCAGCACUCGCCGGCGGCAUCCAGUUGCCAAUGGGACCGCGACCCGUCGGCGUCCCUCGCACAUCCGCUCCUGCAAUGAUCCCAGUGCACGACGACAAGGCAGAGGCCAAGCCGGACAAGACAGACAGCAAGCCUGCAUUCGGUGGAUUCCCGAUGGGCGGCGGCGCCCCCAUGCCGGGCGUUGCGGCUCGGCCAAAGCGCACUGCGGCAUCCGCCCCCACCAUUCAGCCGCUCGCUACAGACCCCGAGAAGGGCUCGAGCUUUGACACUCCAGUCUCAACGGACGGCAAGCUCACAGUUGUGCGUCGCGCGGUCGCUCCUGCCAAUCGCCGUGCACCGUCCAAGGCCGCGCGCAUUUACCUUGAAGAUGAGAGCUGGAAGGCAUUGCAGCUCACGACCAACAUGCUUGCGUUCGACGUGAUGCGGAUGGUUGCCGAGAAGGUGUUUGUGGAUGAUUUCAACCUGAACGACUUUGUUCUGUGCGAGUGGCAGUCCGAAACCAAGAAACAACGCGACCUCGAAGAGGAUGAAGUGCCACUGGAACUGCUCGCCAAGUGGUCUGCUGAAAAGGGCGCAGCGCAAGAGAGCCACAAGCUCUACUUUGUCAAGCGCGGAACCAAGCUGUCGGCAGUCAAGAACGCAUCCGUCCAGCCGCCACUCGUCUCCAGCUCGCAAUCCGUCUCCAAACCCCUCGACAAACCCGACAAGGAGAAGGAGAAGGCGGACAAGGAGAAGGAGAAGGCGGAAAAGGAACGCGCCAAAGAAGCCGAAAAGCUCGAGAAAGAACGCCUCAAGGCCGAAAAGGAUGCCAAGGACAAGGCGGACAAGGAGGCUCGUGAAAAGGAAAAGGAGGCUGCUGCCAAAGCCAAGGCCGAGGCCGCCGCCGCUGCCGCUGCGGGUGCCUCCGCGGCUGCUGCCACUUCGUCUGCAGCUGUCGCGAACGGUGCCUCGGCCCCGUCCUCUCCUUCCCCGUCCGAUUCAUCGUCGUCGGCACCCAGCUCCCCACGUCCUUCGACCUCGUCUGCUUCGGACGUUGCUGCCUCUGGACCUGACUCGCCGCAGCCCAAGAAGAAGAAGGGCCUUCUCUCGAUGGUGAAGAGCAAGAUUUCCAAGGUUGCUGGCAAGGUCAAAGGAAAGGGCUCGCUUGCAGACGCUGCUUCUGAUGGCAUUUCCGCGUCCGUUGACGUGGAUGCCAAGGCAAAAGCCGAACAAGCUGCCAAGGACGCUCAAGAGAAGGCCGACCGCGCCGCCAAAGAAGCCAAGGAGAAGGCUGAGAAGGAAGCCCAGGCAGCCAAGGAGAAAGCGGAAAAAGAAGCCCAGGCAGUCAAGGAGAAGGCCGAUCUCGAUGCUGCACAACGCGCGGCGGAGGCCAAGGAGGAAGCCGAAAAGCAAGCUGCCGCAGCGAAGGAACAGGCCGAAAAGCAAGCUGCCGAAGCAAAGGAGCAAGCCGAGAAGCAAGCCGAGGCCGCCAAACAAGUUGCCCAAGAUCCAGCUGCCGCAGCCAAGGACCUCGCGACCGAGCAGGCCGAAACUGCCGCAGGCUCGCUCGUGCCAGAGUCCCUCGCCUCGGCUGGUAGCGAUGACAUGCUCGCUGCUGUCAUGGCUGUCGGUCGGUCCAGCAACGAUGACAAGGAGAAGGCUGCCAAGGAGCAAGCUGAGCGCGAGGCCAAGGAGAAGGCCGAAGCUGAAGCCAAGGAGAAGGCUGAGGCUGAAGCCAAGGCGAAAGCAGAGGCGGAGGCCAAGGAGAAGGCUGAGGCUGAGGCCAAAUCCAAGGCCGAGUCUGAGAAGGCCGAAGCCGAAGCAGCAGCUGCUCGAUUGAAGGCCGAGGCGGAUGCCAAGGCGAAAGCGGAUGCUGAAGCCAAUGAAAAGGUUGAAGCAGAAGCCCAAGCGAAGGCGGACGCCGCAGCCAAGGAGAAAGUCGAGCGCGAGGCCAAGGAGAAGGCAGAUGCCGAAGCUAAGGAAAAAGCUGAAACUGAAGCCAAGGAAAAGGCUGAAGCUGAAGCCAAGGAAAAGGCCGAGGCGGAAGCUAAGGAAAAGGCCGAGGCGGAAGCUAAAGCCAAGGCUGACGCUGAAGCAAAGGCCAAGGCUGACGCUAAGGCCAAGGCUGACGCUGAAGCAAAGGAGAAGGCCGAAGCCGAGGCAAAGGAAAAGGCUGAGGCAGAGGCGAAGGCGAAGGCUGAAGCUGAUGCAAAGGCGAAGGCUGAGGCGGAGGCAAAGGCCAAAGCCGAUGCCGAAGCCAAGGAGCAAGCGGACGCCGAAGCGAAGGAGAAGGCUGCCGCAGAAGCUAAGGCAAAAGCCGAUGCCGAGGCAAAGGCCAAAGCGGACGCGGAAGCAAAGGCAAAGGAGAAGGCUGAAGCCGAGGCAAAGGCGAAGGAGGAGCAAGAGGCCAAGGAGAAGGCAGCUGCUGAAGCCAAGGCCAAGGAAGAGCAAGAAGCCAAGGAGAAGGCAGCAAAGAACAGCUCUAGCGAAACACUCGCAUCUGGCAAGACUGCAGCUGCUCCGCCCACGCUUACCAAACCGAGCUGGAAAAAGUCGACGGACGCUCUCGAAACCAAGAAGACCGAGGAGCCCGCAGCCGCCGCAGCCGCAGCAGAGGCAAAGCCCACUCCUGCCUGGAAAAAGUCGACGGACGCUCUUGAUGCCAAGAAGGCGGAACCUGCCGCUGAGAGCAAGCCAACCCCUGCUUGGAAGAAGUCGACUGAUGCGCUCGAUUCCAAGAGCACCGCGAGCACUGCGAGCAAACCAGCCGAAUCCUCCAGCGAGGCCAAGCCCACUCCGGCGUGGAAGAAAUCGACCACCUCAGUGGACGCCAAGCCUGCUGCAGCUGCUGAAGCCAAAACCGAGCCCGCAGCGACGACGACGCCUGCCUGGAAAAAGUCGGCACCGACCGCUGCAGCCGCAGCGCCGGCUGCCAGUGCUGCUGGAGAAAAGAAGCCCGAUCCCGCACCGAAGGCAGAGCCCGCGUGGAAGAAGAGUUUGCGAGCUGCAGAGGAGGCAGAGGCAGCCAAGAGUGCCAAGGCGGCUGCUCCGGAAGCGGACGCCAAGGCUGCUGAUGCUAAAGUUGCCGAGAAAACCCCUCCGCCAGUUGCCAAGAAGUCCUUCUCGGCUCAGCCGCCGGCGGCUGCGGGCGAGUCGGAGCUGAACAAGGUUUUCAAGAACGUUCGCGGGUAA